AUGAUCGAAUAUAGUCAACAACUAUUUCAUAUUCAAAUUCUUGAAGCUGCACAAAGAUUUGGAAAUGAUAUUGCUUUGACUGAUGAACAAAUUGGAAAAAACCUAACAUUUAUUGAAUUACAUGAAUUAUCCUAUAAAUUUGCUAGUGGUUUGCUAUCGCUUGGUGCAAUGAAAGGUGAUGUGCUUUGCGUCGCUCUUGAAAAUUGUCCAGAAUAUGCAAUUAUAUUUCUUGGAUCCGCUCUAAUCGGUUGCACUAUUUCUGGAAUUAAUCCAGAAUCAACCAUUUACGAACUUGAAAAUUACAUCGAUAUAAUCAACGAUGUGAAAUUUCUUAUAUCAUCGGCUGAUAACUACGAAACAGUGAAAAAUUUUAUUGGUCGCCUAGCACUAAUUAUCAUUGAUAAAAAUCCAUGUCAAGAGGGAUUUGAUUUUAUGGGUUUGAUUUAUAAAUCCGAGCCGAAUUAUUCAUUGAAUGAAUUAUAUCCGAUUUCGUUAGACGAUACUCUCAUAACUCCAUUUAGUAGUGGUACAACAGGUGCACCUAAAUGUGUCGAGCUUAGUCACAGAAAUUUUAAUGCAUCGACGGCGAUUCUUAAAAAGGCAUUUUUCGAUGAACUGUCAAGAAGUAACCGGCGUGCGACUAUCGCUAUAUUACCAUUUCAUCAUGGUUCAGGAUUUUGGGCUUUGUGCUUUUGUCUACUCGAAGGUCACCGAACAAUUAUAAUUAGAAGAUUUCGUCCUUCCAUAAUGAUGCAUUGCAUCGAUGAAUAUAAGGUUGAUACACUGAAUGUCGUACCUUCAAUUAUUUCCUAUCUUUGUAAAAGUAUUGAAAAUCGCAACAAGUGGAAUAUAUCUUCAUUGACCACCGUACUUUGUGGUAGUGCACCUUUAGGAAAACAACUCAGUAAACUUUUUCUUCAGCUCUUUCCUGGCGUAAAAAAUCUUAUACAAGGCUAUGGUAUGACUGAAUUAGUGGUUCUAAGCCAUAUUACUCCGAUUGAUACGCCAAUGCGCGAAGAAAAAUAUUUUGGUAGUUGUGGAAAAUUAAUGCAUGGAUUUCAAGCAAAACUAAUACAUAGUGAAUCGAGAAAAGAAAUUAAUGUACCUAAUGAAAUAGGCGAAUUACUUUUAAAAUCCGAAGCCAUAAUGAAAGGUUAUUUAAAUAAUAGAGCGGCAACUGAUAAUGCAAUUGAUACGGAAGGCUGGCUUCACACAGGUGAUGUUGCGUAUUAUAAUGAGGAAGGCUAUUAUUUUAUCGUUGACAGGUUAAAAGAUUUAAUCAAAGUAAAUGGCCUACAAGUAUGCCCCAGUGAAUUGGAGGAUUUAUUGAAAAGUCAUCCAAACAUAGCUGAUGCCGCAGUCAUUGGAAUACCUGAUGAAGAUCACGGACAAGUAGGAUUGCACCAUUUAAAUAUUUUGUUUGCAGAAAGGGUUGCACCAUUCAAAUAUCUCAAAGGAGGCAUUCAAAUCAUCGAAUCAUUGCCGAAAACAUCGAAUGGAAAAAUUAAGCGACAAGAAUUAAUUGACCUAGGAUAA
Dracunculus medinensis (Guinea worm) is the source of this 1536-nucleotide messenger RNA. NCBI's taxonomy places the organism in Eukaryota, Metazoa, Nematoda, Chromadorea, Rhabditida, Dracunculidae. The record is from the annotation of a GenBank genome assembly.